AUGCGACAGGUCCCAGAACCUUCACCUCGUAGCACCGAACGCGUGCCAUCCCCACCAGCACCACCAGCACCCGUCUCCGUCGAAGACAGCACUCCCCGACCAAAGGCAGAAGAAGAGAAAGAGGAUGAGAAGGAAAAGUCCGCAGAUUCGAAGAAGGUUCCGGGGACUCGUCCGGGCGCGUGCAUGGUGUGCCUCGAGGACUGCGACAACGUGCUUGACUCUGCCUGGUUGCACCGCCUCGCCGCUUCGUCGUCCGCUUCCGAUGUUGGAGGGACCGACUGUACGGUUACUGCUUGUGUCAGCUGCCUAAAGACGUACUUCACGGGCAUCGUCGAGGCAGGCUUCGAUGGGGCCUGUCCGCGAAUGCGUUGCAUGUGCUGCCCUCGGGUGGUUUGCGAGUGGGUGUGGGCCCCGCUGGUCGAAGCCACCGUUCUUGAGACCUUCCAGAAGCGCGCGGCCACCCUACUGUCUAUCCAGUGCGGGAUGUGCCACAGCCGCGGCACCAUAAUGGUCAAGCCACCAGCCGACCAUUGCUACAGCUCGGCGCUGGACAAGUUGAUGGCGAUGAUCGCUUCCGGUCUCGCCCCCGCCACACCCCCGUCCGCCACCACCGCCACCGCCAUCACCACCCAGGGUAGCCCUGCCAACAUCAAAAGCAGCACCAACGGCGGCGACAACAGUGUGGCUUCCUCCACAUGUAACGCACAACGCUUGGAGAUUUUCCGCGCUUCUCUAGAGCGCUACAUCUCCGGGCACGAGAUAGACCCAUCCCUAUGCUAUAUCGCGCUGGAAGCGGCGAUCGCGAACCCUGGGAUCGGGCAGGCAGCACAGGAAUCCCGCGAUGAGCUAAUGGUGCUGCUCAUGAGCUGUGUCGAGGAUAGCGAGCGACGGGCAAACCUGCAUAUCCGCUUCAUCCGGUCCAACCCAAUGGUCGUGACGCAGUGCUGCAAGUCGCUGCACUGCUACCCGUGCCGUGUGGUCGGCGGACACCACCCUCAGACAUGCGAGCAGUACGAGGCCGGGCGAGGCCACCAGGACGUCUGCAAGUGUCCGGGGUGUGGCGUUUACGUGGUAAAAGGCGAUGGCUGUGACAGUAUCAGCUGCAUCUGCGGCCACGACUUCAGCUGGAGCGAGCUGGUUGCAGCACGCCACAGGCGGAUCGCGGACGCCUUUCGAGACGCCCAUCCCGAAGACACCGGUCGGGCGGCGGCACAGAUCAUCCGACGUGGCCCUCCCACGGCUGCUGACCUCGGCGCUGGUCCCCAGGAGGACAUCAACGAACACGUUGGUGCACGCGGGGACAUCGAAGAGCAGCAACAGCAGGGCCACGAAUACCCGCUCGACGCACCUGCAGCGACUGCUGCCGGUACGGAGGGCGGUGAGAGCGAACAAGGGGAAGAUGGAGAGGAAGGACAACCUGCUACCAGCGGGGCAUGGGGAGAACCGGUUGAACAUUGGGAGCCUGUUGAGGACGGCGCGUGGGGACAACGAUGGGUGCCGGGGGUUGAGCAAGGACCGGGAGCGGCUGAUGCGUGGCAACCAAACCAGAGACCGGCCCAGGAACUGGAACGAGCACCGCUUCAUGGGACGGGUCAGGCAACCAUUGAGGAGGAGCGGGAUGAGCCGGUCCCGGUCCCGGAAGAAAACGGGCGUCUUUCAGCGGAGGAUGAGUUCCGACUGGCAAACGCCUACGCGGAGGCAUACCCUCGAGAGCUUGCCCGGGGGCGUGCGGUCAUUUACGGGGAAGAGAACCCACACUUUACAGUGCAGCGGGCUUGUGCUCAGUCCAGCCAGUUACCGCCUUUGUUGGCGUUGAGCUACUUCCAUCAACCGUGCCCUGCUAGCACGAGCGAAACCGAAGCAGCGUGGUUAAUGCGUGCCGCCGAGGACUGGCGCACGACCAACCAGGGCGAAGUGAACGCUGUUAGACGAAGGGACGAGGCCGCACGUUCCUCGCUCGUGGAGGCCUUCUACAGCGGUGACGACCUCCUUCGGCACAUCGCGGCGGAGUACGCCCGAUCCGCCCUCCGCGUCGCUCCUCCCUUCACAAGCGUCGCCGCCACCGACCGCCCGCGCGCGUUCUGGAGUCGCCUCGAGCAGUAUCUGCAGCAGCAGGCCAAUGGCGAACAGAACGGCGAGCCCCUGUUCAAGUGGCUGGGCAUCGUCGAGCCCCCUCCCCCGACCGGCGACCAGUCAACGUGGGAGGAGGGUGACGAUGGCGCCGUGGCUGACGAAGAUGCGUGGGAGGUGCCCUUCGCGGAUGCCGAGAUCGAGGUGGAGACGUUCGAAGUCCUUCCUCCCCCGCGAAGGCUGUUUACACCGUGGCCGUCCGCGCGCACGGGAAGGGUAGACCUUAGGCCCACUCCUCCAAGUUCGCGGGGACGCAGGCAUGCACUGGACCCGGCCAGCAGACUAGUGUUGGCAACGUCGACGUUCGGGACUCUUAACCUUCGAGCAGAGGUUGAACUUUGGGUGGCCGGAACGAACAUUCGCCAGGAGGGUCUGCGGCGCCUGAUGGCCGUCCAGGAACGCGAGCUAUCCAAGGCUUGGGUUGCCCUAUGGAGUCACCGUCGUCGUCUCGACCCCGUCUCGAAGACUUGGGUCGACGCCGAUGAUCCCGGUGACGCCGCUGUACGUGCGGCAGCCCGACGUGUGGUUUUCCUCGAGGCCCACCCGGAACAGGCUUGCCAGGAGCAAGGGGCGAUGAUGAAGGCCUUCGUCCGCCGCAAUGGAGCAGAAGUUUUGAAAGCCGUAGAGGAAGCCGAUGCCGAGCUAGCCGCUGCGUGGGAGCGUAUGCACGACAACCACGACGACGUCGACGCUUCUCACUCCUCAACUACACCUCCAGCCUCGACUUCCCCUUCAACGUUUGACCGCGCGUACGCCGCCUACCGCAAGCACAUUGACACCCGGGCCUCAGCUGCCCUGGUGGCGAACUCACUCCCCCCGACGUCCGUGGCAUCGGCAACCCUGCAACUCCGGAGGAUCGGUCGGAUGGCCGACGCCUGGGAGUCUGCUAACCACCGACGGGUAUGCGCCCAGAGGUUCGCCGACCACUUCAGCGGCGCUGCUGGCGCAGAGAAGGCAGCGCAAGAACGGGAGGCUCUGCCGAAGCGACUGCGGGAGAGCCGCGCGGCGGCUAACGAAGACGCCGCAGCAUUCGGUGCCGUCGUGGCCCUUGUCGUGGCGCCAAUGUUGAUUGGCCGCGCGUCCCAGAUGUGCGAGUGCGACAUGGGGGCUAUCCUGAGCAACGCGGUGGACUGGGUGGCCUUCAACGGGGAAGCGUUCGAAGAGGAAUUGCAGAGGAUGGAGGCCAGGCUCAGACUGUCGCCAGGGACGAUGGCAGGGAAAAACGUAAAGGACGAGGGGUGCUCGGGAGGGGGUAUGGGGAGAAUACUGGAUGGAUGCGAGUGCAACCUCGAAUCUUCAGUUUCGUCUUGCAGCCGGCUGGUGGCGUGCCCCAUCGUUACGCGUCGGAUAUUGAGGGUGCCCGAGCCCGUUUGCCCGGAGUGCGAGGAUGGCAGCGGCGUGUUUGGCACAGAUUUGUUCGACCUGUUCGCUUAAACUUCCCUCGUAAUAGAUACUGUAGAGAGCGAAAG
Messenger RNA from Ectocarpus siliculosus, 3599 nucleotides. Lineage: Eukaryota; Phaeophyceae; Ectocarpales; Ectocarpaceae. The record is from the annotation of a GenBank genome assembly.